Messenger RNA from Salvelinus sp. IW2-2015, 893 nucleotides. The record is from RefSeq and is a predicted model, not a curated record. Lineage: Eukaryota; Metazoa; Chordata; Actinopteri; Salmoniformes; Salmonidae.
CUUACUUAUGCUGUGAUAAUCAUGCUCAUAAUAACUUUGAUAACCAUGUUCCCGGGCUCCCCGCCAUCUCCUGCUACCCAGAGCCCUCCUCCCCCUGCCUCUCCUGAGCCUCAGACCCAGAGACCCGCUCCCCUUCCUCAGUCCCCAGAGACGCAGCGCUCUGCUCAGGCUAACCUUAUGGAGGAUGAGGAGGUGUUUGAGGAGAUCCGCAGACUGCGUCUGGAAAGGGGACGUCUGCUCCAGAAGAUCAAAGGUCUGGAGCAGCAGCAGAACAGCGCCCACACUGCCCUGGAGGAGCUGACUCAGCUGAGAGAGCGUCUGCAGCAGGCGGAGGCAGAGCGGGACAGGCUACAGACUGAGCUGGAGGAGCUGAAGGCAGGUCAGGUGAUCGGUGCCAGUGACUCAGAUGACGACAUGCUGGACUUCCAAGGUGCUGAGAAGCUGCUCUCCAGGCGGUCGAGAGAGUCUCCCUCUGCUCUGGACGAGGGGGAGGCAGACUCCCUCAACCCCACCUCUCCUGGUGCUGCAGACCCAGACACUGUGGCUGAGCUAUGCAGACAGCUGAAGGAGCUGGCCUUACAGAAUCAGGAGCUGGUCCUGAAAGUGCAGAUGCUGGAGAUGUUUGAGAAAGAUGACACUGACAUGCAGACAUCUGGCCCAGACUUUGUCCCCACGGCUCUGUAUGACUCCCUGAGAAGGGAGUUUGAAGCUCUGCAGGUGCACUACUCCCAGGCCCGGGCUUCAGCUGAGGCCUCCAGCAUGGCAGGGGAACAGGGGUAAGGAUUACCACCCACACCAUCUUACACCAGCCACCUUAUACCUUCUGGAUAAGAGCAUCUACUAAAUGACUAAAAUGUCACAUUCACACCACCCACUAGGGUUCGAGUUCCAUU